AAUCUCAGCUAAUUGAGAUUCUUUCUGCUGAUAACUGGCGUAUUCAAGGCUACAAACCUUUAGGCAUCCUAAUCGAGUUUCUCAUAAACACCAUUUCGUCUGAAGAGUUUUAUGGUUGCACCUGGAUAUCAUGGUCAAAGUUCCCCAGCCUUUGACACCACCAGUUGGACAGCUUUGACGAAACAAAGUGAAGGAGACUAAUUGAAGAAGAUGGCCGGGCUCCUGUUCGAUGAUAAAAUGUUCAAGGAGCUAUGGGAUACAUGGAAUAUUGGAGGACUGAUUAUUCUAAGCCUCUUUCUGCAGUCUUUCCUUAUUCUGUUUGCACCAUUAAGAAGGUCAAUGGGUGAUAAAUGGUUCUUCAGGAUUCCGCUCUGGAUAGCAUACUUGCUUGCAGACUGGAUUGCUAUAUUUGUCAUAGGACUCAUCUUGCAUGCUGAACGAAGUCAUGACAUCGUGGUCUUUUGGGCACCCUUUCUUUUGUUGCAUCUAGGUGGCCCUGACACCAUUACUUCCUUCUCUCUAGAGGAUAAUGAAUUCUGGAUCAGGCACUUGCUUCAGCUUAUAUUACAGGUUAGUUCAACAAUCUAUGUUAUCAUUCAGUCACUCCCACACAACAAGCUCUUGCUCCCAACCCUCCUGGUGUUAACUGCAGGAAUAAUCAAGUAUGCAGAGCGAAACCGUGCUUUGUAUCUUGCAUGCUCUGACCAUUAUGGAGAGGCCCGUUUUUCCUUUCUCAAAAAAUUUGUUAAAGAGGCUAAUUCGAACGAGACUCUCCAGUUACUGCAGGAAUUGAUACCCUAUGGCACUCUCAGGAAUCUACUUCUUGGGCCUCUUAUUUCUCCCAAACGGCGCCAAAUUUGCAGAAAAUUCUUCCUCAAAAAAACGCCAAAAGAGGUCCUUGGGAUGAUCGAGUUUGAGCUAAGCCUCUUGUAUGAGAUUCUUCACACCAAGUUGCCCGUGGUUAAAUGCAAGAUUGGAUACAUUUACCGGAUCCUUUGUAUGGGUUGCAUUUCCGGAGCCUUGUUGUCAUUCAGAUUAAUUACCCAGGCCAAGCAGUACCGUGAUGAGUUGGAAAAUUCUGAAGUCUGGAUAACCUAUGGUUUGUUGAUUGGGGCCAUAACAUUGGAUUUCAUAUCGAUCGGCUUGCUUAUUUCCUCCGAUUACUUUAUUGCAGAUUGCAACAGUUUGCGAGCAUUUAAGAAUGAAACAAGUCCGGCCUUCGUUGACGACUUAAUUAAAGCCAGAGUAAGCAACAGGAGCAUGUGGUCCAAAAGAAUCCCCCAGCUCAACCUUGUAACCUAUUUUGUUAAAGCCUGCCCAGAUUGGUUGAACAAGUUGCAUAAAUUUCUUCCCAUAAGGUUUAUUUUGGAGUUCAUUCAAGGAUUCCAAAGUAUGUCAUCACAAGUUUUGGAAGAGCAAGUGUGGAACUACAUUUUUAUGCAAGUGAAAGAAAAGGCUCAGCUUGCAAAUACCGUAGAAAAGGGAAAGCAAAUUUGUCUAAGAAGAGGUGAUGGAAUUCUUAAAAGCCACGGUAACGAAGUUUUAAUCACGAUUGUAAAGGAUUUAGAUGAUGUGAAAACCCUUCUAACAUGGCACAUAGCCACCGAAUUAUGCUUUCUUCAAGUCAAAGACCCUCUGUCUACAUCUUCGUCUGAGAAUCCGAACUACCGAGGGAUAUCCAAGUUGCUUUCAGAUUAUAUGUUUUACCUUCUACGUGAGGAGACUGUUUUAGGGUCCAAAAUUGAUCGGAGAAUGGUUUUUGACGACACAUAUAAACAUAUCCAAUCUGUCUGCCUCGAAAAAGAUGUCUGCCUCGAAAAAGAUGUCUUCCAAAGAAUUUCAACAAACCCAGUGGGUAAGCCUCCUGAUUGUGCACCGAAAUCUGUUUUGCAUAAAGCGCAAACGUUAUUCGAUGUACUGAAGGGAUCAGAUGAAGGCAUUCCGUGGAAGUUAAUAAGCGAAGUUUGGGUUGAAUUAAUGUGCUAUGCUGCUAUUAAUUGUAGGCCAAAUUUGCAUGCACAACAACCAAGCAUGGGUGGACAACUCAUCACUAUUGUUUGGUUGUUGAUGAAUCAUUUCGGCCUAGGAAUUCAAUUUGAAACUGAUAGAGAUGCUGUUCGUGCUGAAGAUCAAAGGGACAAGUGUGUGACUCAAUGUGCUGUUGAUGUGAUGAAAGAGACAAGUGGUGAUACUGAUAGAGAUGCUGUUCGUGCUGAAGAUCAAAGGGAUAAGUGUGUGACUCAAUGUGCUGUUGAUCUAGGGAAGAUAAAUAAAAGUGCGAAUUUCUCCCUCUCUGAUGUUUCUUUCUCCUUUGUGGGAAAUUUCUUCUUUUGUUGAGAUAGCCAUUUUUGUACAACCUAUGGACAAUUUGAUUCCAAAAGGAAAUACCUGUUAGCCAUAUCCUCCCUCCAAUCUAUGGCUUUUCUCACUUCCAACUGUUCUCCAAGAUCAGUAAAUCUAGAGCUUUGCC
Molecule: messenger RNA, 2470 nt
Organism: Rubroshorea leprosula
Lineage: Eukaryota; Viridiplantae; Streptophyta; Magnoliopsida; Malvales; Dipterocarpaceae
Source: the annotation of a GenBank genome assembly